AUGCUCGAUCAUAUGGAUCAUGAAACGCGACAUGCCGGUAACAAACGCAAACGAGUAUCGAAGGCCUGCGAUCGAUGUCGAGGCAAGAAGUAUCGUUGUGACGGACUACGCCCCGCCUGUCUGGCAUGUCGAGAAUGCGGCCAUGAUUGUUCCUACGACCCCAGUCCCAAGAAAAGAGGUCUUCCAGAGGGUUACGUCCGUGGCCUGGAAAAGCUUUGGGCCUUAUCAAUGUCCAAUAUUGAAGGCCUGGAGGAGGCAGUACUUGAAAUGCUGGGAUCCAAAGAAGGAGAAUCCCCUCGGAGAAAAAAGCUUGUCGCAUUAUGGAACAAUGAAGGGGCGUCAGAGAAGCUACACGGGACAUGGAAAUCGAGUGAAUUGUAUGCGAAUGUUGAGGAAUUAUUGUCGAGUCCAGGAUCAACCACUUUUGGAUCAUCAUGUUCUGAAGAAGAUGGGGGAGGUAUCGAACUUGGAGAUUUGGUAUCUAACAUCGUUUCCGAUCCUCAACUUGUCGACUUCUCGGACUCCCGAAUUGGUGAAUUCUCUCCAUGGGCGUUGACUCGAAGUCGAUACACGUCGCCCUUGUCCCCUGGCACGGACGAGAAAAGAAUCCACCUUUCUUAUAUGAACCAGGCUGCAAAAAGUGACGCUCGUAUGGAACUUCCUACCCAAACAUCUCACCUGCUCAAUAUGUACUUUGCAUAUACGCACAGCUGGUUUCCAAUUCUAGCAAAACAUGAGGUUCUCAAAGCCUCCUACCAAUACUCAAGCCCGUCUUUCCAAAUGGAAAGAAAUCUCACUGGAUCAGGAAAUCAUGCUGUUCUUUGGGCAAUUAUAAGUUAUACUGCUACCCAGAUUCCGUCGGGAGCUGAUGCAAAUUCAAUGGGCCUGACGAAAAACCCCCACAAGGAAGCAAAAGAGUUCUAUGCAGUUGCGGGAAACCUGAUACCGGAUGAGAAAGGGAAGUUUGAAAUCGGUCAUGUUCAGGCUGCCCUACUAUUAACGCUUGUAAACAUUGGAUUCGGAGAUUGGACAGCUGCAUGGGUCCUUUGUGGACAGGCAGCAAGCAUUGCUAUCGAUUUGGGUCUUGGAGCUCGAUCAAAAGAAACACAGCGCCCUAGCCACGCCAAGCAUGAAGAAACAUUUCUUGGAUGUUUUCUCCUCGACACUCUGUUAUCUGCUCGGCUCGCUAGGUGUCCACGCUUGCGAUAUGAUAGCAUACAGGGUGCCGAUUUAUUGGAAGAAGACGGACUGGAAGAGUGGAGCCCUUGGGUGGAUGUCUUCCUUCUCUGCAAGCUUCAUAGAGGAAAUCCUUGCCCUCGUGGACCGCUCCGGUCUUGCAGUACUUUUAACCGGCUAAUAGAGCUUUCAAAACUCCUCAAUAUGCUCUACGAUAGUGCUCCUAUGGCGCAUGAAUAUUUCCUCACGAGCCUCCAGCACUGGGAAGAAAAGCUUCCGCAAGGGUGUCGGUUGUCUGAUGUUAGCACCAAGGUGUUCUUGGGCGAACGCCCACCAUUACUGCCACAUCAGAACUUUCUGCUUUGGACCCAGACGGCAACGCUGAUUAGGCUUUCUACUUGUCUAUUACCUCAUGGACAACGGUUUCCUUAUUCGCUUCGUCAGAUAAUGGAUAUAACAUUGUCUCUCUUGACUUCGCAGUCAGAAAAUUUCACCCACGCCUACCUUCCGCCGAUUUUCGAAUUUGCUUUAAGAACAAUCACUGACGCUGCACGAUUGCAAAACCCAUCACGGCAGCUGGAUACUUCCUGGUUCGAGUCAGUUGCGAGUCAAAUAUCGCUUGCGGGAGGGGUCUGGCCAGUUUAUUCCUCUUUAGUUGCGGAUAUGAAGCAGCUUACGUCGGAUGAACAUUUUCUUCAUUCUCCGUUACUGGAUCCAGGCUCCUCGGGCAGAAGCAAUGCUUCACUAUAUCCGCAAUUCUCGCUUCCGUCUAAUGAGAACGUGUAUCGCAUUCUCGACUCGCUAGCGCCUCCUUCACAGGACGACACGGACUCUGUACAAGCAGUGAACGAAGAGGAUGUGUCCUUCCCUUUAGUUCCAAAGACACCUGUGGAACCCUUUAGCGGCUCUGAUUACAGAAACAGUAGCGAACCUUUCCUUCUCUCUUCACCACAGGCCUCUGAUGACAUCUGGAUAGAUUUGGGAUCUCCCACUGUUACUAUGAAGCAGAUCCAAACAACAACACCGAGAUUUCCAAGAGCAAGAGCAAGAGCAAGAGCAAGAGCAAGAGCAAGAGCAAAAAUAUGCCUUUCCCCAUCCACGUACAUGUCUCAUGCGUUCAAAGCCAACCCAAAAAGGACUAAUCACCAUCCCGAGCCCGUAAACGAUGGCCAUACUCACGGACAACAAAAAAGCACGCCAACCCUAUUCCCCAAUCACAAACCAGCUUUUCCCCUUUCUGGCCCAGCCUCUAAUGAUAUAGACUCCAUUUUCCAUGACCUCCCAUCUCCAAGCAAUAGCGAAACCGCCACCUCUGACAAGAAGGCGUUCAUAACCUUCACUCACAGCGGCAGGAGUCCCCACCAACACCUCAUCGUCGACACAGACGACGAAAAAGUCUGCGAAGACGCACUCCUCCUCAACAACAAUGAUGACAGCUCCAUGGAGGGCUAUGCCAAGGAGCUCCGUGAUCCGAAAGAGGAGAACGAAAAUUGGGAGGGCACGGGAAAGCUACCGCUCCGUAACUCGAUAAUGCGACCACCGUCGAUCGCAGAUAUUUGGCCGCCGCCGGGGUUCUUUCCGGAUACAUUUGGAGUGGAGGAGGGGACGGGGAAUUGA
Messenger RNA from Histoplasma capsulatum G186AR, 2793 nucleotides. RefSeq names its product quinic acid utilization activator. Gene Ontology annotation, biological process: positive regulation of transcription by RNA polymerase II; DNA-templated transcription. Gene Ontology annotation, molecular function: DNA-binding transcription factor activity, RNA polymerase II-specific; zinc ion binding; DNA binding. The transcript has a single exon. The coding region runs from base 1 to 2793 and encodes 930 amino acids. The record is from RefSeq and is a predicted model, not a curated record. Lineage: Eukaryota; Fungi; Ascomycota; Eurotiomycetes; Onygenales; Ajellomycetaceae.